GAUGCCCUGAGCUAUUCUGUGGAAAGUAAUGACAAAUGGAACGGGAGACAGCUACUGCAAGCGAAUGAGGAGAAUGUGACUGACAUCCCAGAGGAUGGGGGGCAGCCAUACGUCAGAAAUUGCACUGAACCAGCUCUCCAUGAAUUCCCCAGUGACAUCUUCACAAAUGAGGACAGGAGACAUGGAGCUGUGGUCCUGCACGUCCUUUGUGCCGUGUAUAUGUUUUAUGCCUUGGCAAUUGUCUGUGAUGAUUUCUUUGUCCCUUCAUUGGAAAAGAUUUGCGAACGCUUGCAUCUUAGCGAAGAUGUGGCUGGGGCAACUUUCAUGGCAGCGGGAAGCUCUGCUCCUGAGUUGUUUACAUCUGUCAUAGGUGUUUUUAUCACAAAAGGAGACGUAGGUGUUGGAACCAUCGUAGGCUCGGCUGUAUUUAACAUUCUCUGUAUUAUUGGCGUGUGUGGGCUUUUUGCAGGACAGGUCGUUGCACUGUCAUCGUGGAGUCUCUUGAGAGAUUCAAUCUACUAUACACUGUCUGUUGUUGCACUCAUUGUGUUUAUUUAUGACGAAAAAGUUUCCUGGUGGGAGUCCUUAAUCUUAGUGCUGAUGUAUGUCAUCUACAUCGUUAUCAUGAAGUACAACUCAACCAUCCAUCACUGCUUUGAAAGGAAGACAAAAAACUCUGCAAAUAUGGUGAAUGGUUUAGCAAAUAACACAGAAAUGGACGAUAACAGCAACUGUGAUGCCACAGUGGUAUUACUAAAGAAAGGUAACUGUUCCAGAAAUUUCCAUCGUAAAGCCUCUGUGAUCAUGGUGGAUGAGCUGCUGUCUGCCUACCCACACCAGCUUUCAUUUUCUGAGGCUGGCCUCCGGAUCAUGAUAACCAGCCACUUCCCUCCCAAAACACGUCUCUCCAUGGCCAGCCGCAUGUUAAUCAAUGAGAGACAAAGGCUGAUCAACAGUAGGACUUACACCAAUGGUGAGUCAGAAGUAGCAAUCAAAAUACCUGUCAAGCACGUGGUUGAGAAUGGAACAGGCCCCAGCAACUCUGCCGACCGGGGCGUGAACGGCACACGGCGGGACGAAGACAUGGCUGAGGCUGGAAACGAGACAGAGAAUGAGAAUGAGGAUAACGAGAACAAUGAAAAUGAUGAGGAAGAGGAAGAAGAUGAUGACGAUGAUGACCAUGAAGGGCCAUACACACCUUUCGACCUACCCACUGGCAAGAUAGAAAUCUUGAAGUGGCUCUUCACAUGGCCAUUGAGUUUUGUCCUGUACUUCACAGUGCCCAACUGUAACAAACCCCACUUGGAAAAAUGGUUCAUGGUUACCUUUGCUUCUUCUACCCUCUGGAUUGCAGCUUUCUCCUACAUGAUGGUGUGGAUGGUGACAAUCAUUGGCUACACUCUGGGAAUUCCAGAUGUGAUCAUGGGCAUCACUUUCUUGGCAGCUGGAACCAGUGUGCCAGACUGCAUGGCAAGCCUUAUCGUAGCAAGGCAAGGUAUGGGAGAUAUGGCUGUGUCCAACUCCAUCGGAAGCAAUGUUUUUGAUAUUUUAAUUGGCCUAGGCCUCCCAUGGGCUUUGCAGACCCUAGCAGUGAAUUAUGGAUCAUACAUUCGGUUAAACAGCAGAGGACUUAUCUAUUCUGUUGGUCUCCUGCUGGCAUCUGUUUUUGUCACAGUUUUUGGCGUCCACAUGAACAAAUGGAAACUGGAUAAGAAGCUAGGGUGUGUGUGCCUUUCCCUUUACGGCAUCUUCCUGUGUUUCUCCAUCAUGACAGAAUUCAAUGUUUUCACAUUUGUGAACUUGCCGAUGUGCAGAGAUCACUAAUGCAGGUGGCAGACUGUCGGGAGGAUCUUCCUUCUUACCUGUGCAAUACAAACCACGGCUGGCAUCUCCUGAAUGCGGUGCACCUCCAAGUCGUGAUGUAUAUCCUGUUCACUGUUCAUAAGACCUGUGGCCCCAUCUAGGUCUGCCCUCUCCCUGACUCCCCCACAACCUGGAAAAAUCCUGCAUCGAUGUGAAGAUUAUUUUUUUCAACAUUCAUGUGAUUUCCUAGCUCAGUUUUUGAACAGUGUGACUGGGACUCUAGAUGAACUGGCUGCUAACUGGCAUCAAGCCAGGCAAAACUGGUCUGCUACAAUUCCUUUUUUUUUAAGUUAUUUGAUGGAAGACUAAUCUAAUUUAUGACUUAAGACUAUUGCUACAAUGCAGAAGAGGGUACAUCAUACAGGGGCUGAUUUUCAAGGAGAUUCAUGGGAAUUUUUUUGGUUUGUGGUUUUUUUUUUUCCUUGGUUUGUUUGG
Messenger RNA from Athene cunicularia (burrowing owl), 2298 nucleotides. RefSeq names its product solute carrier family 24 member 3 (gene SLC24A3). Gene Ontology annotation, molecular function: calcium, potassium:sodium antiporter activity; calcium channel activity. Lineage: Eukaryota; Metazoa; Chordata; Aves; Strigiformes; Strigidae. The transcript has 16 exons. The record is from RefSeq and is a predicted model, not a curated record. Bases 220 to 1824 code for a protein of 534 amino acids. Gene Ontology annotation, cellular component: membrane. Gene Ontology annotation, biological process: calcium ion transmembrane transport; intracellular calcium ion homeostasis.